AUGCCGAAGCUCGCCCUGCAGAUCUCUGCGCAGCUCACCAACGUGCAGAAGCUGCGCCCCGCGACCGACGAUGCGGCGCUGAUGAUGCGCGUCAAGUGCUCGUCGUGCCACGAGGAGCACAAGAAGGAGGUGUCCUUCUCGCCGCUCGACGAGGUCGACGUGCAGGGCGGCAAGGGCAAGGCCAACUUCGUCAUGAGCUGCCAGUUCUGCAAGCGGCCAGCAUCGGCAAACUUCGAGACACCGACCGCGAAGGCACCGCUCUACCAGCCGUACGAUGGGCCCGACUUUGCGACGCUCUGCGUGCUCGAGUUCCGCGGCAUGGAGCCGGUGGGCUUCGUCUUUGAGCACACGACCUGGCGCGCUGUCAGCGAGGCCGGCGCCGCGUUUGCGGAGCUCGAGUUCGAGGACGGCGAGUGGACGGACUACGACGAGAAGGGCGGCUGUGAAGUCAGCGUCAUGGAGGUGGAGGCCCGCUGGGUCCGUGCAUGA
Molecule: messenger RNA, 489 nt
Organism: Tilletiopsis washingtonensis
Lineage: Eukaryota; Fungi; Basidiomycota; Exobasidiomycetes; Entylomatales
Product: DUF866-domain-containing protein
Exons: 4
Coding region: 1-489 (162 amino acids)
Molecular function (GO): zinc ion binding
Source: RefSeq, a predicted model, not a curated record